CUUUCAGUUAUAUGUUACUCUAGGGUCUACUAGCGUGUAUUUCGAGUUAGCCCAGAUCUCUGAUGCAGCACAUCAACAUUGUCCCGUCAGACGUUUGCGCCGAACUAUUUCUAGAGGUCCACCCUUGCUAACAUCUCUGUUACUUACCAGCCCCAAUGGCAACUGGGCAACAUCUCCAGCCGGCACCGAAUCAGAUGCAAGCCCAGCAUGAAGGCCAGAAGCUGGCCAUCGAGCUUGCGAAGCGCCGCAGUCGCAAGCCAACAGACAAGAACAUCCCCGAAGGCGUGGAGAGCUGCAUAAUCGGAGAUGGCGCACAGCGAUAUAAAGAAUUGCGCGACGUCGAACGGAAGCUGGAUGCGGCGAUGAUGAGGAAGAGGAUGUAUAUCCAGGAUUCGCGCAAUAGCAGCAUGAAGAAACACAGGACCCUGCGCAUCUGGGUCAGCAAUACCGUUGAUGACCAGGAGUGGCAAGGAGAUGGAUUGGUUGUUGAUGCAUUCGACUUCAACACCAACUCAAACGCCUCGUACAAGGUGAAGAUCGAAGGAAGGCUCCUGAGCGAUGACGAGGAUGAUAAUGAGGAGGAGGACGAUGAGGACUCCGAUGACGAGGAAGACAACGCCAAAAAGGGAACCAUGGACAAAAAAGCGUUAAGGCCAUCCCAGAACUACGCCCUUUCGCAUUUUUUCAAAUCAAUGACUGUUGAUUUCGACAAGAAUCGAUCAAGGGACGGAGCCGAGCAGAACGUGGAGUGGAAGAAACCGGCUCUGCCUCCGAACCCAAGAAGUCUGCCUCCAUCAGCGGAUUUCGAUGUGCUAGAAUUCAAGCGGGGAGGAGACGAAAACCAGAAUAUCACCAUCAACUUUGUCCGAGACGAGACGCCAGAACGAUUCACGCUCAGCCCUCCCCUGGCUGAAAUCUUGGAUAUGAAGGAGGCGACAAGGGCAGAAGCCGUGACGGGAAUAUGGGAAUACGUCAAAGUGAUGGGUCUUCAAGAGGAUGACGAGAAGCGCUCAUUCCGAUGUGACGAUAUUUUGCGCCAGAUCUUCCAACGCGACACCGGCUACAUCCCCAGCAUCACCGACGCCAUCAUCCCCCACCUCUCCGCCCUCCCCCCCGUCAGCCUCCCCUACACCAUCCGCGUCGACCAAGACUUCCACAAGCAGCCCGAGCCGACCGUCUACGACGUGCGCGUCACCAUCGACGGCGCGCUACGCGCCCGCCUCCACGCCUUUAACAUGAACCCCAACUACGCGGGCACGCUGCGCGACAUCGCCACGCUCAACGACGAGCUCUCGGCUAUCAUCCAGGCGCUGGCGCACUCGAAGUCUAAACACGCAUUCUUGACCUCGAUGGGCAAGGACCCGGCGAACUACGUGCUCAAGUGGAUUAGCUCGCAGAAGCGCGAUCUGGAGGUUAUUUGUGGUGAGGCGGCGAGGGGUGGGGGAGAGGAUGUGGGUGGGGAGGAGUGGAGGAAGGGAGGGGCGGGGAGUGUCUGGGGGACGGAAAAUGUGAGGGAGAGUGUCAAUUUGAUGUUGAGCAGCCGGACGAGGUAG
Pseudogymnoascus verrucosus is the source of this 1553-nucleotide messenger RNA. It is a transcript of the gene SNF12, whose product is annotated as SWI/SNF complex component snf12. Gene Ontology annotation, cellular component: nucleus; SWI/SNF complex. Bases 156 to 1553 code for a protein of 465 amino acids. The transcript has 2 exons. The record is from RefSeq and is a predicted model, not a curated record. NCBI's taxonomy places the organism in Eukaryota, Fungi, Ascomycota, Leotiomycetes, Thelebolales, Thelebolaceae. Gene Ontology annotation, biological process: regulation of transcription by RNA polymerase II.